AUGACAAAAGGAACAUCAUCCUUUGGAAAGCGUUACAAUAAGACGCACUCAUUAUGCCGCUGCUGUGGCUCUAAGGCCUACCACCUUCAGACAUCUACCUGUGGCAAAUGUGGCUACCCUGCCAAGCGCAAGAGAAAGUAUAAUUGGAGUGCCAAGGCUAAGAGGAGAAACAUUACCGGGACUGAACUGAUGAGGCACCUAAAAAUUGUCUAUCAAAGAUUCAGACAUGGAUUCCAUGAAGGAAUGACACCUAAACCCAAGAGGGCAGCAGUUGCAGCAUCCAGUUCAUUUUGAGGAUUUCAGUCAGUCAUAAAAAUAAAAUGUUCUGGUUUUGAAAA
Messenger RNA from Mesocricetus auratus (golden hamster), 338 nucleotides. Its product is annotated as 60S ribosomal protein L37-like. Gene Ontology annotation, cellular component: cytosolic large ribosomal subunit; ribosome. The transcript has a single exon. Gene Ontology annotation, biological process: translation. The coding region runs from base 1 to 294 and encodes 97 amino acids. NCBI's taxonomy places the organism in Eukaryota, Metazoa, Chordata, Mammalia, Rodentia, Cricetidae. The record is from RefSeq and is a predicted model, not a curated record. Gene Ontology annotation, molecular function: structural constituent of ribosome; RNA binding.